Gastrolobium bilobum is the source of this 1107-nucleotide messenger RNA. Its product is annotated as putative DNA glycosylase At3g47830. The record is from RefSeq and is a predicted model, not a curated record. The transcript is spliced from 4 exons. Gene Ontology annotation, molecular function: catalytic activity. Lineage: Eukaryota; Viridiplantae; Streptophyta; Magnoliopsida; Fabales; Fabaceae. Bases 70 to 921 code for a protein of 283 amino acids. Gene Ontology annotation, biological process: base-excision repair.
UAAGAUAAAAUAUCACCUUAAAAUAACGAAGGAGGAGAUCGCCGCUAAUGAGAGAGGGGGAAGCAGAGAAUGGAAAAGAGCCGCAAAAGGAAGCAGAAGGUGGAGCGUGACGACAAAGAACCAAAGUCCAAGUCGGUUCGUGUGGGUCCAAGCCGAACCGAAAACCUCAAAGACCCAUUCCCAUCUCACAGUCGACCCACCCCGCCAGAGUGCCAAGCCGUACGAGACACUCUCUUAGCCGUACACGGUUUUCCCCCAGAAUUCGCCAAGUACCGCAAACUACAACCAACCGAUCAUACGGUCGAACCGGAGCCAUCAGAGACCGUUCUGGACGGUUUGGUUCGAACCGUGCUCUCGCAGAACACCACUGACGCCAAUUCCCAACGGGCCUUCGCUUCCCUCAAAUCCUCCUUUCCCACUUGGGAACAUGUGCUUGGUGCUGAGUUCAAGGAUGUGGAGAAUGCCAUUCGAUGUGGAGGUCUAGCCCCAACUAAAGCUUCUUGUAUUAAGAAUGUGUUACGUUGCUUGCUUGAGAGAAGAGGCAAAUUGUGCUUGGAGUAUUUGCGAGACUUGUCCAUUGAUGAAAUUAAAGCUGAGCUGUCUCUUUUCAAAGGAAUUGGUCCCAAAACAGUGGCUUGUGUGUUGAUGUUCAAUCUUCAGCAAGAUGAUUUUCCUGUGGACACUCACAUAUUUGAGAUCGCAAAAACCAUUGGUUGGGUACCGGCUGUUGCAGACAGAAAUAAGACGUAUCUCCAUCUAAAUCAAAGGAUCCCAAAUGAACUUAAGUUUGACCUGAAUUGCCUUCUAUUUACACACGGGAAGCUCUGCCGUAAAUGCACCAGUAAAAGGGGUAACCACCAGCCAAAGAAAUGUAAUGAUGACUCCUGUCCUAUAUUGAAUUAUUAUAAAGAGUCAGUUUGAACUUUGAACUUUGAAUUCUGCAAACAAAUUAUUUUGAGUCGUUUUUCUUAAAGUACAUGAACUCAAUAUGAGCAUCUGAUCUUCUAACUGUAUAGAAUACAAGUGGUAUAGACUUAGGCUGGAAAACAUCUUUGAAAUGUUAGUUGAAAGUUAGGCUAACCAUGAGUGCUAGUGGAUCAAACACUU